This is a messenger RNA of Trichoderma virens Gv29-8, 420 nucleotides long. RefSeq lists its product as uncharacterized. The record is from RefSeq and is a predicted model, not a curated record. NCBI's taxonomy places the organism in Eukaryota, Fungi, Ascomycota, Sordariomycetes, Hypocreales, Hypocreaceae. Gene Ontology annotation, cellular component: nucleus. The transcript has a single exon. The annotation marks the transcript as partial.
GAGGAUACCCCCCGGAAAUCGACAGCGAGAGCAAAAAUGGAACGAAAGGCUAGGCCAAGCUCUGCCGAAACCCAUCCGACAGAUUCAACCGGACAGUCAUCGAAGCCAAGGCCAAAGGCCCAAGAGCCGUGGCAACUCCAGAAGGCAGCGCUCAAAGAGAAAUUCCCAGAGGGCUGGCAGCCACGCAAAAGGCUUUCGCCAGACGCGCUGGCUGGGAUCCGAGCUCUCAAUGCGCAGUUCCCCGAUGUCUAUACCACAGAUGCGUUGGCGGACAAGUUCCAGGUGUCCGCCGAAGCGAUUCGACGAAUCCUCAAGAGCAAGUGGAGGCCGUCGGUAGACGAGGAGGAAGAGCGGCAGCAGCGCUGGUUUAAGAGGGGCAAGCAAGUGUGGGAGCAGAAGGCGGCGCUGGGGAUCAAGCCG